This is a messenger RNA of Ectocarpus siliculosus, 3822 nucleotides long. The record is from the annotation of a GenBank genome assembly. Lineage: Eukaryota; Phaeophyceae; Ectocarpales; Ectocarpaceae.
AUGUUCAUCUACCUGAGCAAAAAGAUAGCCAUUCCGAAUGGGACGAAACUCGACAGCUUGGCAUGGAACCCUGCCCAAGGAUGGAUCGCGUGCGGUGGAUCUAAUGGCCUCACAAAGGUCCUAAAGCUGGACUCUGUCGGCGGAGGUGGGGCCGGGGGAGCUCCAGGAAAAGAGGUCAACGCGGAGAACGGGAGGGGAGGUGGUGCGGCAGCGGGCGGCGGCGGGGGAUCCAACCUCAGCAUGAACCAAACGCUAGAGGGCCACGAGGGUUCUGUGGUGUGUGUCACCUGGAACGCAACGUACUCGAAGCUCACGACAUGCGACGAACAGGGGUUGAUCAUCGUGUGGAUGCUGCACAAGGGCCUUUGGUUCGAAGAGAUGAUCAACAACCGACACAAGAGCGCCGUGAGGGACAUGAAGUGGACGAGCAACGGGCAGAAGAUCUGUAUCAUCUACGCCGACGGGGCCGUGAUCGUCGGUUCCGUCGACGGUAACAGGCUCUGGGGUAAGGAACUGGAUAUGGGGCUACAGAACGUGGAGUGGUCUCCCGAUGGUCGCCGGAUUCUCUUCGCUACGGCGGCGGGAGAAGUCCUCAUCUACGACGCCCAGGGCAAGCGGUUGAGGGCCAUGACCCUUCCCGAGGGAGCGGAGAUCACUCCGGAUUCCACCGGCGCCAACAGUCCGACCAGCGGCAGCAAAAAGAAACCGGCGUUUUUGCGAGACGAAAAGGAUGACGACGACGACGACGACGAUGACAACGAAGCGAAAGGCGGCGAGGGGAAAAACGGUGGACGAAAACGGGGAGAGGGGAAGAAAGGGCGCGUCAUUUUCGUGGACUGGUAUGACGGUGCCGAGGGACUCCUACACCCGCAAGUUCCGACGCUGUGCAUUGCGCUGGAUGGGGGCUUCGUGCAGCUGAGCAGGGGCGUGGACGACAAUGCGGCACCACUUGUCGUGGACGCGCACAUGAGAAUUCGGCAGGCCCGGUGGAACACAAACGGAACAGUGCUGGCCUUGAGUGGGGCCGCCACGGCGCAUCUCAGCAAGUCCGGGCAGUCGCGAGAGCUUUCGGUUGUCAAACUCUACUCCCCCUACGGGGUACCGCUCCGCACGCUCAAGGUGCCGGGCAACGGCAUCAGCAGCAUGGCGUGGGAGGGGGGAGGAUUGAGAAUCGCCCUCGCUGUUGACGCCUACAUAUAUUUCGCCAACAUUCGUCCUGACUACGCUUGGGCAUCGACUGCGGGCGGCGAGGUACUUGCGUACGCUUACCAAAAGGCCGACAGGAUGGACACUCAGGUUUGCUUCUGGGACCUAAAGGCAGGGGAGAGGCGCGUGAAGUCGCACCGAAACCUGAAGCUUAUCUGUGGGGGUGGGGAGCACGUGUGCCUUGUCACAGGCCCAGACGACAGGGGAAGGCACUCGUUGAUCCUGGUGAACUCGAUUGGAUCCACUCUUGAGGAACGUGUCCUCCCAGCCAGAAUUGCUCCCUUGAAGAUGGCCAUGAGUGGAGCCCACGUCGUCGUGUCAGGGGCGGCGGCGGCCUACGUCUGGCAGUACAAGAACCAGGAAACUUCUCCCUUCCGAGACAGUGACCCCGCCACGGCAAUCGCCAUGGCCCUCAAGCGCACGCCCGGUGCGGGCCGCGAGAGAGUCAUUGACCCGGACAACCUGACGUCCCCCGCCUGCGCCCCGGAGGCCUACGGCGGUCCUGCGGGGGACAAUGAUGAAGCCAACUCCAACCCAAUCACAGCGGUGGCCGUGUCUGAGAGCUGUUUUCUUCUCGGCAGAGAGGACGGCACUAUCUGCCGCUACACCCUGCCCCACAUCAGCCGGGAGAACAGUUACACGGUGCGGUCGAAGCCACAACAGAUGGCGUUGAACCUCAACAGCUCUUUAUUGGCGGUCAUUGAUGCGACCGGGGUGCUUUCCGUCCAAGACCUCGAUUCCAAGUCCCCUGGCGACACCUCGAAAGGAGCAGGAAGAGAAUCAUUGGACAACGGGCCUUGGGCAAGCUUGGAGAGGCGAGAUACGUGGGACAUCGUAUGGGCGACUGAUGAUCCUAGUCAGUUAGCAGCAAUGGAGAAAACCAAAAUGGUGGUGUUUAACAACGGGGAAGCUGAGGAGCCGGUGCCGUGUACCCGAAAUCUGUGCCGGUUAGAGGGACUCGAGGCCCGAACGGUGGGCCUGGAUGAUAUCAUGGCGGCGCCCGAAAGUCCGGACAGGUCUGUGGUGGUCGACGUCGAAACCGGCGCGCUGGUAGAGGCACGGGAGCUGAUUACGACGGACGGUCUGCAGGAGGCCUACCAGGUCAUCUCGAAGAAACCCCAUCCCCGCCUUUGGAAGCUGCUCGCUCAGCAGGCGUUGGAGGCCCAGGAUCUCAACAUGACCGAAAAGGCGUUCGUUCUGUGCGGAAAGAAUGCCUUCCACGGUGUGCGUCUAGUCAAGCGGUUGAGCAACAUCUCGGACAGGAUAAGGCGCCGGGCGGAGGUGUAUAGCUACUUCGAUCGCCACGAUGAGGCGGAGAACAUGCUGCGAGAGAUCGACCGGAGAGACCUGACCAUUUCUUUGAGGGAGCGGCUCGGGGACUGGUUUAGGGUCGUACAGCUGAUGAAGCAAGGGGGGGGCGACGACGAACAGCUCUGCGCGGCGUGGGGCAAGAUUGGAGCCUACUACACGGAGCGGGGAAAGUGGGGCAAGGCUGUGCAGUAUUUCAAGCAAGCCAAGGAUCUAAGGAUGAUGGCGGAAUGUUACUACAGGUUAGAGCAGUAUGCCAGCCUUAGGGAGCUGGUGGACACCCUCCCGCAUGGAGCGACCGAGCUCGCCGAACUCGGCACCAUGUUCGAAUCAGUGGGGCUGGGGGAAGACUCGGUACGGGCGUUGAUAAGGCUCGGGGACCCCAAGGGAGCGAUCGACUCCUGCAUCAGGCUCAACCACUGGAGAAGGGCCGUCGACCUCGCAGAGAAGCACGACUUCCCUCAGAUUGAGGCAUUGUUGGUGCGCCACACGGGCCAGCUCUUGCAGAAGGGCGACCCUCUGCAGGCGGUUGAGGUGUUCCGCAUGGCUGGGAAGGCCACCGACGCCGCGCUUCUCCUGGCAAAACUGGCCGAAGAUGCGGGCCGAAGGCGAGUUGAUCCCCUAAGGGCGAAGAAGCUGCACGUACUCGCGGCCUGUGAAGUGGAGCGUCACCGAAAAAUUGCUCUCGGAGGGAACGGCGCAUCUCGUCAGGGGAGGUCAGCCACAGAGGUAGCGGCCGCCACGGCUGCCACGCUUAACACCCUCAUGGCCACCACAUCAGAGAACGCCGAAGAUAAGAGAGCGGCAAAGGUUCUCGACAGCGCCUGGAGAGGGGCAGAGGCGUACCACUACUACAUGCUUGCUCAGCGUCAGUUAUAUCAGGGAAAAGUGGACAAGGCCGUGCGGACAGCCAUAAGGUGUGCUGAAUUUGAGGACAUCCUUUCGCCUUGGGACAUCUAUUGCCUCGUCGCGCUGACGGCAUACCACAGCGGCUACAUGGGCGUGUGCAGCAGGGCGUUCGUGAAGCUGGAAACUCUCCCCAAUCAGUCGCCGGAGAAGCUGGAGGCGGCGCAGGCUCUAGCAUUGAAGGUAUUCACGCGGAACCCUCCGAUUGAUCCCGAGCCGCUGGAAUCGCACUGUCUGGAGUGUUUGGACGAGGGCCGGUCAUACCAAGCAUGCACGGCCUCGGGACAGGUCAUCUCGUCCAGAGGAAGAGCGCUGAUGUGCAAGACUUGCCGGCAUUUUGCCAUUGAGUCCGAGCUUGAGAGACGCGCCCAAUGUCCCCUUUGCCACGCACCAAUGCGGUGA